Stegostoma tigrinum is the source of this 1174-nucleotide messenger RNA. RefSeq names its product protachykinin-like. Lineage: Eukaryota; Metazoa; Chordata; Chondrichthyes; Orectolobiformes; Stegostomatidae. Gene Ontology annotation, biological process: tachykinin receptor signaling pathway. The coding region runs from base 335 to 685 and encodes 116 amino acids. The transcript has 5 exons. The record is from RefSeq and is a predicted model, not a curated record.
AACGGGAUUUUCAUUCGCAUACCAGCCUUGAGAUCCGGAAUCUGAGCCAUUCAAACUCCACUUGGGAGACGACUCUGCAAGAUACAGCAAGAGCAGUUGAUUCUGCCGGUGCAGUUGGCAAAUAAUUGGAGCGGAUCAACAAAGGAGCCAGUGAGCUCGGGAAUUUCCGGGAUCGGGCGGAAAAACACGAAUUGGACCAGGUAGUGAGCAUCCAUCCUCCAGCACAGGCAAAGAGAGAGCGCAGCCUCUUCAAUAGCGACCACUUGCUGCGCACGGUCUUCCGCAGCUCCCACUGCCAGAGCCUGAGCGGUCAACAGCCCUACCCUGUCCCAGGAUGAGAACUCUCCGGCUGAUCGCAGUGACAGUCAGCCUCCUGGUUUUGACAGAUGUCUUUUGCGAAGAGGUUUCCCGGAAUGAAGGCGUUUCUCUAUGGGACGAAAGCGACCACGGCCAGAACAAACGACUGCAGCCGGAUUCCUUUCGGGAGCUCCUGAAGCGUGUGGCCCGGAAACCACGACCCGAGCAGUUCUUUGGCUUAAUGGGCAGGCGGUCAUUCGAAUACAAGCCACUGACUCGCAAAAGACAUAAGAUCGAGAAUUUUGUUGGACUUAUGGGAAAACGCUCUUCAACUGCUGAUUCCUCUUCUGAUUGGAAAACAGCACAAGACCUUGUCCAAAGACGUUAAUAAAAAUAAUAAAGAAUUAUAUUGAAUGCCAUUUAUUUUAAUUUGCUAGCACAAGUGUCUAUAAUAUUAUAUCCCCACUUGUAUCAGUUGAUUGUUGAAAUAAAUAGUUGUUAUGACUUCUCCAAAUAGAAAUUCUUCUAUUUUAUUGCUGUAUUUACAAAUAUAUAAAGUGCAGUGAACAUUGAGGCAGUGCCACAUAUCAUUCAACAAUGUAAUAAACAGAUUUUGAUAACACUUGACUGUGUCAGUUGUAAUUGGGAAAUAAUGGUCUCAAUUGAUGUGCUGCUAUUUUGUAUGCUCUGUAAUAAGAUAACUAUUAUUCACGAUCUGAUUUUCAAUAGUAUGAAUAGAUAAAAUCACAGUUAAUAUGGAGUGGUACAAAAACAAAAACUGUUUUCUGUUUCAGCACAUAUUGUUAUAGUUUGUAUUUUAAUGUGCCUCAUUGUUUCAUAAAUAAUAAAUGUGUUGUAAUUAAUGCAACAAAAUAUA